GGGCUCAAAGUCCCAAACUCUGAUCGAAAUAGGCAAAAAUAAGCAUACGUUUGAAGCAAAGUUAAUGAGUUUUAACUACCGUCUUAUCUACUUACUGCCACUCUCCCUCCACCAUCCAAACUCCAAACUCCAAACCGAGAGAGAGAAUCUAUUCCCUUAUUUUUCCCGAUGGAAAGGGAGCCUUUUCUCGGCUCCCAAACAGGGCCCCAACACCAACUCCUCCAACCCACCCCCACCCCCACUGUUCAAGUCCCUGACUCUGAUGAUUUCUCUUUCAAAAUCUCUCCCUCCCACAGCGAGCCUAAUCUCUACCACCUCCAACAACCCCACCAUCACCAUGUCCACCAACCAGACCCGCAGCCCUCUUCGUCAGGAGCCCCGAAUGCCCGCCAUCAGAAGAGACCCGGCACUCUCCACCGCUGCAGGACGGCCCCUGCUAUGGCCGUCAUGCGAGACCUCAAUCCACACCCAACAACCCAGGUCCCCAAACCACAAUCCGACUCCACCUCCAUCAUCAGGCAAGCCGUCUUCUUGCUCCUCGUCUACCUCUCCCUCGGCGUUGUAAUUUACUCCUUCAACAGGGACAAAUUCUCCGGUGUCGAAACCCACCCGGUCGUCGACGCCCUCUACUUCUGUAUAGUCACCAUGUGCACCAUCGGGUACGGUGACAUUGCUCCUACCACUCCCCUCACCAAGAUUUUCGCCUGCGUCUUUGUGCUCUUUGGGUUCGGUUUCAUCGACAUUUUGCUGAGUGGGGUUGUCAAUUUUGUCCUCGACUUGCAAGAAAAUAUGAUCCUGACCGGAAUUCAAAUGGGUCAGACUUCCCGGAAUCAUCGUUUCUCCGCCAGGAACUAUAUCGUCGAUGUGGCAAAGGGCAGGAUGAGGAUCCGACUCAAGGUUGGCCUGGCGCUUGGAGUGGUGGUUUUGUGCGUCGGCAUUGGGGCUUUGGUCUUGUGUUUUGUGGAGAAUUUGGACUGGAUUGAUUCUGUUUACUUGUCUGUUAUGUCGGUUACAACGGUUGGUUAUGGAGACAGGGCCUUCAAGACUCUCCAAGGAAGGCUCUUUGCCGCCGUGUGGCUUCUGUUUUCGACAUUGGCGGUGGCUCGGGCGUUUAUGUAUUUAGCGGAGGCUAGGGUCGACAAGAGGCACAGGAGGAUUAUGAAUUGGGUUUUGCAUAGGGAUAUCACUGUCCAGGAUCUGCUUGCUGCUGACAUCAAUAACCAUGGUUUCAUCAGCAAGUCAGAGUAUGUUAUUUACAAGCUUAAAGAGAUGGGAAAGAUAGGGGAGAAAGAUAUACUGCAAAUCUGUGAUCAGUUCAGUAAGCUUGACCAGAACCACUCUGGGAAGAUAACGCUGCCUGACCUGCUGGCGCAUCGCUUGUAGACUUGAUAAGGUUAAGUCUGGAUUCUGCUCUUUUUGUUCAAAGAAACAGACUCCUUUUCUCAUUCUGGUGAAAGCAUGGGAAUGUUGAAGACAAAGGCCCUUGCGUUGUAUAUUCCUAACAAACUAUUCUUUGAAGAUUUAUGCAUUGCAUAUAAGCUUUGCCUUGCAAAAGAUGAAGUGGAUAGACAUUAUUCUGCACCGAGCUGCUGUACGAGGAUUAUAGAAGAACGUGAAGUGCAUAGACAAUUUGUCCACAGUAAGUUAGAAUCUCUUCCUUUUAUUUCUAUUUUCCCUUAUGAUACUGUAAUUGAAACAAAAAGGAAUCGAGAAAAAAAGAAGGCCAUGUGAUGGCAUUGGCACGCACAUGGGUUCCCUGUACUUGCAUCGUGUAAUCGGAGAUACAUAUACUCUCCUGAAUUCAUUAAGUAGUCUGAUAUACUUUCUUUCCUUAUUCAUGUUUCAUUUCUUGUUUUGAUACUAUAAUCCUAUUUUUUUGGUAGUUUGCUGAAUUGCAGAUGAUAUAGUUUCCUGGUUCA
Molecule: messenger RNA, 1919 nt
Organism: Pyrus x bretschneideri (Chinese white pear)
Lineage: Eukaryota; Viridiplantae; Streptophyta; Magnoliopsida; Rosales; Rosaceae
Product: two-pore potassium channel 5
Exons: 2
Coding region: 169-1383 (404 amino acids)
Biological process (GO): stabilization of membrane potential; potassium ion transmembrane transport
Cellular component (GO): plant-type vacuole membrane
Molecular function (GO): potassium ion leak channel activity
Source: RefSeq, a predicted model, not a curated record